Molecule: messenger RNA, 282 nt
Organism: Tilletiaria anomala UBC 951
Lineage: Eukaryota; Fungi; Basidiomycota; Exobasidiomycetes; Georgefischeriales; Tilletiariaceae
Product: zf-CSL-domain-containing protein
Exons: 2
Coding region: 1-282 (93 amino acids)
Biological process (GO): protein histidyl modification to diphthamide
Molecular function (GO): metal ion binding
Source: RefSeq, a predicted model, not a curated record
AUGCCGCGGCAGGCCAUCUACGACGAGAUCGAGCUGGAGGACAUGUCGUACGAUGCGAGCAAGGACCUCUUCCACUACCCUUGCCCGUGCGGCGACCGAUUCGAGAUUACGCGCCAGCAACUGAGAGAUGCCGAGGACAUCGCGCGCUGUCCCUCGUGCAGUCUGCUGAUCAGGGUUGUUUUCGACCCACUCGAUUUUGAGGAAGACGAUGAUGCGGAUCAAACGGCUGCACAGCAGGUUACCUCUGAAGGCAUAGCGACCGCUGUCGCUUCAGCUGCUUGA